This is a messenger RNA of Pterocles gutturalis (yellow-throated sandgrouse), 637 nucleotides long. RefSeq names its product transmembrane and TPR repeat-containing protein 4-like. NCBI's taxonomy places the organism in Eukaryota, Metazoa, Chordata, Aves, Pterocliformes, Pteroclidae. Gene Ontology annotation, molecular function: mannosyltransferase activity. The transcript has 4 exons. The annotation marks the transcript as partial. The record is from RefSeq and is a predicted model, not a curated record. Gene Ontology annotation, biological process: protein O-linked glycosylation via mannose; endoplasmic reticulum unfolded protein response. Gene Ontology annotation, cellular component: endoplasmic reticulum.
AUUUGCAACCAACAUAAUGCUGAAGCUCCCAAUUUGGAAUAACUAUUUCACAGAAUGGCACAAACAGAACCUAAUCUGGACCAUGACGUAUCAUGGUUCCUCCUGCCGUCAUACUGGGCUAAAAUGGUUGUGGCAUUAAUUUCCUUCCUCUGUUUUGCUAACAGCUAUGAUGGAGAUUUUGUCUUUGAUGAUUCUGAAGCCAUCAUCAAUAAUAAGGACCUCAGGGCAGAAACCCCACUUGGUGACCUGUGGCAUCAUGACUUUUGGGGUAGCAAACUCAGCAGCAAUACCAGUCAUAAGUCAUAUCGACCACUAACUGUCCUAACUUUCAGAAUUAAUUACCUUUUUGCUGGAGGCUUCUACCCAGUGGGUUUCCAUGUCAUCAAUAUAAUACUGCAUUGUAGUAUCUCAGUGUUGAUGGUUGAUGUGUUCUCGAUAUUAUUGGGUGGACUGCAGUUCAGUAAUAAAGGAAGAAGGCUAAACCUGGCUCCAAAGACAUCUCUUCUAGCUGCUUUGCUGUUUGCUGUACAUCCAGUGCACACCGAAUGUGUUGCCGGGAUUGUUGGCAGAGCAGACCUACUGUGUGCCCUGUUCUUUUUGUUGUCAUUUCUUGGCUACUGUAAAGCAUUUAGAGAAA